AUGUCCCAUUUCUCUAGCUCUCACCACAACUCCCAGCUAAACGGUGACCCGAAAAACGUCUACAACCCCGAACCUACGCCAUCCCCUUCUCCCCCCAACGGUCCGAUACCGUUAGCCAACGGCAAAUCCGAUUUGAAAAACACCAACAAAACCCACAGUAUCAUCAACGUUGGUGGGUUCCGUGCUCGAACAAGAUCUCGCGCCCUUUCGACACCGAUACCAGCAUCCCCAAUUCGACAUAGUAACCAUGAUAAUUUUCCUCCCAUAAGUGCUGCCCCGAUAUCUAUUGAAACCCACCGCAGAACUACCAGUCGUAGCUCAUCGAGACCACUGUCUAUGGUUCAGGCCUACCAACCGCCCGUCAUGGAUGUAAACGAAGACACGAUACCUGAACUCCAGCCUAUUUUCACCUUCCUCAAUAGUCAUGGAAAUAAAUUGUACCAGGAGGGCUAUUUCCUAAAACUAGAUGACCAAAAUACUUAUGGCAAGCCGAACCCGGAUCGGACUUGGACGGAAUGUUUCGCCCAGCUUGUAGGAACCGUACUCUCCCUCUGGGAUGCUGCGGAAUUGGAUGCUGCUGGUGAGGAUGGAGAAGUUCUGCCCAAAUUUGUCAAUUUGACAGAUGCUUCUAUCAAGAUGAUCGAGUCACUUCCGACGAGGUCCGACGAAGAGACGCCGUUACAGAAUAUUCUCAGCAUAUCAACGGCAGGCCGAAACCGGUAUCUGCUUCACUUCAAUUCUCGUGCUUCACUUAUUCAAUGGACUGCAGGCAUUCGACUUGCCAUGUUCGAGCAUUCCACUCUUCAAGAAGCCUAUACCGGCGCUUUGAUUGCAGGCAAAGGCAAGACAUUGAAUAACAUUGGCGUGAUUAUGGAGCGAGCGCGCACACCUAUAGACCAGUGGGUUAGAGUCCGAUUUGGUGCUGGCGUACCGUGGAGACGGUGUUGGUGUGUUAUCACACCACCAGACGAUAAGGAAUAUCAAAAGGCGGCAAAGGAGCACAAGAAAAAGUCGCCAUAUGACCGAUCACAGCCGAUCCUGAAAGGAGACAUCAAAUUCUAUGAGAGUAGGAAGGAUGGAAAGAAGGCAAAGAAAAUGCUCCCAAUAGCAACGAUCAGCGAUGCUUACUCUGCAUACGCAUUAUACCCUCAAGCCAAGUCGUUGAUUGAUGCCUCGACAUUGAUUAAGAUCGAAGGAAAUAUUACCAUCCACACCGAUCCCCCGACCUCGAGCGAAGGUUUCGUGUUCAUCAUGCCUGAGGUCCACCCAGCUGUUAGUGGCUUCGAGAUGAUGCUCAGGUUCCUGUUUCCGACUUGGGAUACGUUCGCCCUCUACGGCCGCCCCGGCAGACUGGUUGCCAGCGUCCUCGACUCGAGAUCUCUUAUGUUUGCAAUGCCUAAGCAUAAACGAUAUGGCUAUCUAGAAUUAUUGGAUGUGUCGGGAUUGAUCUUGAGUGAGGGCAGUUCGAGCUGGAAGGAGCGAGAAUGGAGAAAGAAACUGAAGGAGUUAACUGGCACGCGCAUGAAUGCCAUAGACGAUGGAGCUAGUGCCAGUUCCAGCCAAACUAACAGUCAAACCAAACGCCUCAGCUUUGGGCAAUCCGCCGGUGCAGGCCCAAGGCCUCGUGUAGGGUUCGCUGACGAUGCGCCUACGCCACCAUCUGUUCGCACAUCUCGUUCCUUAUCACUUAGCAAUCGACCGUCGCCCAGGACCGACUCGGCCCCCCCUGGAACCCGAGAGUAUGGUCCAUCUGGAACACCAGGAAGUAGGUCUGCGCAUGCUCGUAACGCGUCGGACUCUAAUGUGGCUGGUCCAAUGCCACCUCCCCACCCAGAAAACUCAUAUUCAUCAAGCCCAGCUUCUUCCACUCGAGGACCCAUGCCAGCCCGCGCCCUUAUCCACGAUUUUGCGGCAACCCCGGAUCGUAUAAGUUCGGAUGAUGACCACGUGGAUUCGCCCGUACGUGAUUUUGACGGAAUGCAGAGGAUGCAAACUCCAGAGCCAGUAUCACAACCCCCUAGCUUUUCUCACGCCCCAGGACAUGUCCCUUCCACUCGACCUUACCAUUCACCUGAAAUGCGCCGUGCUAAUAGCCGUUUGUCGUUAACCACGCUUGCGCAGCUUCAAGGAGCUGGUGGAGUUCCCGUAGACGAAAACGUGCCGAAUGGCGAGAGACAGAAUGUUGAACGCCGCGGGCCACCUCCACAGGAAUUUGAUCAGCAUGGCCCACCGCCUCCGGUACAUGUUCACGCCAACCUCGCUGGGAUGUCUGCUAAUACCGGGUCUCGUGAAGCUCUAAGGGAGAACCAGCAACAACCAUCUGGACUAAUGUCGCCUCAGAUGGCGCCUAACGGCAUGCGAUCCAGAUCACCGCUGAAUCAAGCCAUGCAACCCCCACAUCCAGGCUCACGAGGGCAGAGUCCAGGCCCAGGUCAGCGACCUGGAACUCCGAACUCUCGGCCCGGCACCGCAUCCGGAAACCGACCCCCACCUCCACCGGGAUACGGACCACCUAUGGGAAUGGCCCCAGGACAUCCAGGACAUCCAGGACAACGAGGUCCUCCCCCUUACGGUAUGGCCCCUCCCGGUAGAGGCCGAGGUCGAGGCCGCCCUCCGCCGAACAUGACUCCCCAGGGCCGUGGCCAACCGAACUACCCACCGCACGAGAAUAUGUAUCGAGGAUAUCCGCCACAAGGCCCGCCACAAGGGCCACCGGGUCCCGGCGGGCCAGAAAGAACAAGAUCCCCUGCUCCUGCUAAUCGAAGGCCCAAUCCACCCCCUCUUAACACAUCUCCGCCCGUUAACAGGAAACCCCUCCCCACUCGUUCCGAUAGCUUGCAGCACCGACAAGUUCGUGACGACUUGACGCCGCAGUCUCCCUCUACAAGCAACGGAAGUCUUACCGGUCAUCGACUAGAUGCUACUGGACUAGGUCAGAUUCGCCCCCUGAACCCGGGCCCUCGGGGUGGUCCAAAUUCUGAGGUACGACGUCAAAUCACGAACAAAAGCCAAUCUAGUAGCCGUUACGAUGAUUCAGCAUCAACUGAUAGCCCCGACUACGCUAGUUCUCGCCCGUCGACGGAUACGGCGUCCUCAAACGAGCGUGAGCGCCCAAGGGCCGGUGUGCUCCGGACAAUAGGAAACACAGAUGAUUCUCCUCUCGAAACCGGUCCCCAUUUUGACAUUCCGGACAUAGAUUUUGGCCCAACUGUGAACUACGCGAACGCCCCACCUACCAAGGCGCCUACUCUUGGAAGUCCUCCCGCCAGGGCGUUUUCACCAGGCCCCCCGUCUCGUUCUCCCGCGCGCACCCCCGCGACCCCACGCAGAUCACCCGGGGCCGAAGCAGGGCAUGGCCGUCAAGAAUCGGAGGAUACACUCCGUCGAAGUGUCAUUUGGCAGCCGGCAGUUCUCACUGCUGCGUCUAGUAAUCACGGGUCCCAGGGUAUCUCUGCUGAAGAGUUCGUUCAACAGCGAGCUGCCGCCGCAUCUGCACCAUUGUACACCCAUCAGAGGCAUUCGUCCGGAAAUACUCUUAGUGGAUACAGGGCUGGCACCCCGACGCCUCCGCUCACCCGAGGUCAAGGCUCAGAUUACAUUGGUAUGGCACAUUCGCGGAACAAUUCUUCAGACCUCUUGCAACGUCCAGGUUCUCGGGGAGCUGGUGAGCUACUUCAGCGUCCGAACUCACGGGGUCCUAGCGAAUUGCUACAACAACGCCCAGGCUCUCGAGGUGCCGGUGCCGUUCUUGGAGGCCAAGGAGGUAGCGAUAUCCACUUGUCGGCUCGGGAGCAGGAGCACGUGGCACGGGUCACAGGUACCCCCUUGAUCAGCAUGGCAGGUAAUAAGAAUCCUACACAGACUAAUGCAGGACUGGUCGGCGCAAUUGAGGCCAGGGAGCGCGAGAAACAUCAAAUGAAACAAGGCUGGAGUAGUCAAGCUGCCCAGCACGCUAUUAACCAGCGCCAGCAGCAAGCUUUCCAGCAUUACCCACAGCCCGUGUCAUCGCCUCCGCCCUCGGGCAUGUACUCUAACUUGGGCCGCGGUAGUGCGCCUCAGUCCCCCAACUAUGGUAGUUACGGAAAUGCUGUUCCUUUAUCGUUCGAGCAAGAGGGAAACUGGUCAUCACCUGGCCCGGGAUUCCGGUCUCCUCCCCCCGGUAAUUUCGAUCCUCGUUUCGGUCCGCAGAGCCCUCCGUCAUUUUCAGCUCAAAGUCCCCCUCCAACGAACCAAAGAGGGCCAGGCAACUAUCCCUAUCACGGACAAGCCUUUUGAUGCGUCAAAAACUAUUUUCUUUUAAUGAAUUAACAAGGUGAAUCACCUAGUUAUCCUCAACACAUUCUCGAUUUCAUAAUCUCGAAGGCUUCUGGCUGCGUGCGUAUUGAAAAAGAACUUCUGGGAGAAGAAGUAUGCUUAAUUGAAGAAAGCAUAGGAACACUAAUGAACAUCUUGAUGAUAUAUGGUAGAGGCAUUGCAUGAGUCUCAGGUACUCACUUUUUUUUUUUUGUUUCUGUGUUUUUCCCCCCCAAAAAACAACUAGCAUCGCACAGCACUCGUAUCUCUUUUUCCUUUUUCCAAGGCACUGGGGCAGCAGGCAGGCGGGCGGCGGGCAGUUUCGGUAUGUUUUAGCAUUAAGAUCAAGAUCCAAUGGCAUACAAAGAUUUGAAAUUAUUAUAACAAUAAUUGAAAGUAGAAGUAGGCCUCUAGUCACCGGCCUAUUUGUCUUGAUUCUAUUCCUAGAUGCCUAACCUAGGUACGUGAAGUUCGUACGUACGUAGAACGUGCAUGUAAGCAUAAAUAAAUAGGCAUCUAUUCGUAUGUUCUAGUAAUCAGUUAAAAAUACUUGGACGACUUCU
This is a messenger RNA of Hypoxylon fragiforme, 4856 nucleotides long. RefSeq lists its product as uncharacterized. The transcript has 3 exons. The record is from RefSeq and is a predicted model, not a curated record. Bases 1 to 4275 code for a protein of 1424 amino acids. NCBI's taxonomy places the organism in Eukaryota, Fungi, Ascomycota, Sordariomycetes, Xylariales, Hypoxylaceae.